Caenorhabditis angaria is the source of this 649-nucleotide messenger RNA. The record is from the annotation of a GenBank genome assembly. NCBI's taxonomy places the organism in Eukaryota, Metazoa, Nematoda, Chromadorea, Rhabditida, Rhabditidae.
AUGCCCUACGAUAUUCUCCAUUUUGGUUCAUGUGUCAAAUUAUUUGGAGUUAUCUUGGCAACAUUUUCAAAUUCACUCAUUCUGAUUUUGCUGCAAAGGAAAGCAAGUGGAAAAUUAGGAACUUAUCGAUAUCUUAUGAUGAGUUAUACAAUUAUUGAGUUGGUAUAUUCAAUAUCUUAUUAUUUAUCUGAUAUGGCAGCUCAUAGCACAAAUACGUCUUAUGUUUUGUUUCGCAAAUAUCGCGGAGAAAAUAGACUCAUUGGUUCAAUCAUUUUGAGUAAUUAACGUUUUUUAAUGAAUAGUUUUAAAAAUAAUGUUUUCAGUGCAAUUCUGUGUGAUGUAUAUCGUUGUUCUCACAAUUCUCGCUGUUCAUUUUAUUUAUAGAUUCUUUGCUCUUUGUGCAAAAUCAAAACUUCCUUUAUUAUUCACCCCUCGAAAACUUUUCAUAUGGAUUUUGUUCUGUUUGAUAUUCGGAAUUAUUGUUGGAGGCUUCAAAUGUUAUAUGUUUUACGAAACACCUUUUAGAACAAGGAAACUUCAAGCGGAAUUUGAAAAAUAUUAUAAUCUUUCUAUGAAUGAAAUUGUUUAUAAUGGACCUGUUUAUAAAUUAUGUGAUAGUGAAACACAUUGUUAUAAUCCAAAAGCAUAA